AUGGACAACGCCCAAUAUCAUUCAAACGCGAUGAGCAACGGAAACUCGCCAUAUUCGCCGCUUCCUGGUAUUUCACCGCACCAGCUUCAACACAAUUCGAACUUGCCUCCUCACACUUUGCCGCCUCUUCAACCGCAGCAACACGCUGCCAUGCAACAACAACAACAACAACAGCAGCAACAACAACAACAAUCAUGGAGCGCGCCUCAUACUCCCCGCACUCCAGGCACUCCAAACACUCCAGGAUCUGCUAGUUUAGGAUAUCAACAGGUUGGGGCACAAUCGAGGCCUGCACAAAUGAUGUAUGGAAAUUCUUAUCAGCAGCAACCCCCGCAGCAUCAAUACCGUCCUUCGCCCUCGAUGAUGCCCCAAUCGUCUGGUGCUUUAUCACACAAUCAGCCAAUUGCUCCUGCUCCUGCAAAUAGUCGAGGCCCCCCUCUGAGACCAAUGCCGGCGAGCAAUGUCCCACAACAUCUGUCGAUGCAUUCGGCUUACUCUCAGCCCAAUAUGCUACAGCAAGUGCUUGCAGAAGAACCUCCUACCCAUGUAGUGGGUUCGCAGGGUCGAAGAGGAAUAUUACCUAGUGCUCCGGGUCGCCCGCAGGUCACCGCUACUGGUCCUGGAUCCACAAAAAAUGCCAUGAUCCCCGCAAAGGAUGCUGAUGGAAAAUUCCCUUGUCCUCAUUGUACCAAGACGUACCUUCACGCCAAGCAUCUUAAGCGUCAUUUAUUGAGACAUACUGGAGAUCGUCCGUACAUGUGCGUACUUUGUCGUGAUACCUUUUCUCGUAGUGAUAUUUUGAAACGUCAUUUCCAAAAAUGUUCAAUUCGCCGUGGAAACCCUACUGGAGCAAGUCACUUGUCUCAUGCACAAGCACAUCUGAAGAAGUCACACCCGGGACCAAAGGCACAUCAGACGAUGGGCCCAGAAUCUGACAUUAUGGGUAUGAAUGGCAUGAAUGGCAUGCCAAAUAAUGGUAUGCCAAAUGAUGGCUCAAUGCACCCAUUUGGUGUCGUUCCUGAUGGAAGUAUUGCCGAUGCUAGCUCUAACCUAACAGAUGACCAAGCUUCGAAAGCUUCGAACGACCUUCAGCGACUGGGUAACCCCGAUAACAGAGACCGAAGAAUUGGUGGACCUGCUGCAGGCGGUUCAAGUCGAUCGAGUUUUGAUCAAGGUUACGGAGGAGGGAUGCCAAGUACUAUGUCUUCCGCUAUGAACCCUGCCAUGGCAUUCAGUAUGCCAAAUGGACAGAAUGGUCAUUCUUACAGUCAGAGCUACGAUUUUGCUUCUCAAGGCAACACUGCUAACUUGCAUGCGCAGUCGAUGGAGGGAAUGUCAACUGUUUCUAACGGGCGACCUCCGAUGCCUGUCUAUGCAGGAGCGAACGCCAGCCAACAUUCGAUACUCGAAUGGCCUCACAUGCAAUCGAACGGUCAAAACAACUUCAUGACUCCUUACAACAACUCGAACCUCGCAAACCAACAAAUGCAAAUAAAACAAGAACCAUACAACUCGAACCUCGCGAACUCACAUAUACAAAUAAAACAAGAACCUCCUAAUCACGGUUUCCUUACUGGUGUCUAUCCUGGGGCUUCCGAUAUUACUGGCUCUGAAUUCUCCAAUUGGAAUAUUCCAGCUCCAAAUGAUCCGCUCCAGCAAAUUUCAAGCCAAUUGCUAAAUUUUUGCCUUACCACAAAUCCACAAUUCAAUGCCCGUAGCCAAGAAAUCCGCAAAUUUCUCUCGGCCGACAAUAUUAAACACUUUCUUGAACAGUUUAGCAAUUUCCAGGGUCAUUUCCCUAUCAUCCACAUGUCAACAUUCCGUAUCACCGAUUCUUAUGAAGGUCUUCUACUAGGUAUGAUCUGCAUUGGUGCUGUUUACUCUGAUCGUAUGAGCCCAGCCCAAGUCCGCGAGAUGAUGGAGAUUGUAAAGAUGGUUAUAGAGUCCAAUUCUCAAGUCUACUCAGUAAUUUCUCGCGCGCCAAAUGCUGAAUAUGCCAAUGAACCAAUCGGAUCAUCCAAAUCUGAGAUUGAACAAAUCGCAGCAAUUUUCUUGAUGCAAGUGCUUUUCACAUGGCAUGGCACACCACUGCAGCGCGAGAAAGCCCGACGUGACUUCCCUAUGGUUGUUUCUUUGGCUAGAAGGGCGGGUCUUACCCAACCAAUGACCACAAACUCUUUCAGCGUCUUGCACCAAGGUCAUGUAAACGUCGAUGCUUUUGUUGCCGCAAACUUCGAUUGGAACGCGUGGGUUGAGCAGGAAAAGAGAUCGAGGCUACUUUAUAUGAUCUUUUUGUUGGAUUCUGCUUUGGUUAUAUUCUUCAAUAUUGCUCCUUCAUUCGAUACGCUGGAGAUCCGCCUUCCUCUUCCCGCCGAUGACGCUGCAUGGGAAGCUCGCACUUCUGCAGAGUGUGCUGAUGCUCUCGGGCUCAACGGUGCCGCGGUCUCGGCCCAAAAGAACCCUGAAGGUAGCCGUCGACGCAAGCAACCAGAAAUGCACACCGUGCUUAGAACCCUGAUGCAUCACACAUAUGAAAUGCAGCCAGGUACCACGAACUUAUUCUCCAAAUUCGUUCUGAUUCAUGCUCUUCAUGUACAAUUGUGGACUGCUCAAAAACAGAUGUCGCAGGAAUCUGGGCAAAUCACUGCAUCCUUGAACAGUGGAGCAAACACACCAUUGAGUCAAAACGAUUGGGUAGUUAGGGGCGGUGAUCAAGGCGGUAGUGGAGCACCAAGUGCAAACAACAGUGGGCGAGCAACUCCUGUUGACGGUCAAUCUCCACAUUCUCAUCAACUUUUGAAAACUGUUACAACCGCCUUUGAAAAGUGGAAGAAAGCUUGGGACGAGGACAUCAGUGUCCAAUAUCCUCCAGGAUCCUCCUACUCUCGCCGUUUCGGGUUUUGUCGUGAUGGUGCACAUUUUUACUGGCUUCAGAAGUGUAUGCUUUCUCAAAAACCCGAUUGGCAGAUGCCUUCGGACCAAAGAUUCACACAUGUGAUUCAACUGUUGAAGUUUUCCAAGCGAUGGGCCUCCACUGACACAGCAAAACGAGGAGAGGAACCUGGAUCAGUCAGUGACAUUGACAAGGACUUUGGGGUAGCAAACUUAACACUAGACAUGGCACAAUUGUUCAGGCCAGUAAACGCAAAGAUCGAUUCUCCGGUGCAGGGUGUACAUACCAACAUUUAA
Molecule: messenger RNA, 3189 nt
Organism: Botrytis fragariae
Lineage: Eukaryota; Fungi; Ascomycota; Leotiomycetes; Helotiales; Sclerotiniaceae
Product: putative c2h2 transcription factor protein
Exons: 2
Coding region: 1-3189 (1062 amino acids)
Biological process (GO): DNA-templated transcription; regulation of transcription by RNA polymerase II
Cellular component (GO): chromatin
Molecular function (GO): RNA polymerase II cis-regulatory region sequence-specific DNA binding; zinc ion binding; DNA-binding transcription factor activity, RNA polymerase II-specific
Source: RefSeq, a predicted model, not a curated record